AUGUCAACGCCAACACCGGCAGGCAGCUCGACAGCGGGCAUGGGUCUUACCACCCCAUCGCCGCUCGCCAUGCUCUCCAACACCACACCGCGUGGCUCCUCCAUCGGCCUCUCCUCCCUCCAGGCCCUCCCUGAAACGCAGCUCGUGCUUGUGCUGCUCGACCACCCCACCAUCCGCCGCAGGUGGCGCUCCACUGUCGUACCGCUCGUCGAGUCGAUAUCCAAAAAGCUCAACACCGUCUAUUCCGGCUCGCGCCUCACCAUCGGCUGUGUCGUAUACCGUCCUACCGCCGACAAGUCGCUGCUGAGACCGGCAUCGACGCUGAGCCGCACGAAGCUCCAACCGGGGUCCAAGCUCAUUGCGUCCAACAUGCUGACGCCCGAGUCGUGGCUCGGUCCUGACUCCGAGGGCUCACCUGGCGAUGCCGAGGCUUCCUCUUCGACCUUCGCUCUGAUCGAUGGAAAGACGACCGUCAAGCCGACCGCACACGUCCUCGAAGCGUUCGUCGCGGCGCUCGAGCUGCUCCAACCCAGCGGGAAUGGCGUGCACAACACUCUGGCGCCGAAGAAGCCACCUGUGCUGGCAAGACAUCUGCUGCACGUCUCCCUCGACUCAUCCGAUGUGACCCUCGACCUCUCGUCGCCGCCAUUUCUCAACCUCGAUGCGGCUAACGAUCGGGUGACCGCUUCCACGGUGGGCAGCAAGCUCGCUCGACUUGGUACGUCCAUCACGAGCUGUGCGAUGAAGCCGGAUCCGAGCAAUGCAGCUACGUCAACCUCGAGAGAGGCGCUGACCGCCAUUGUCGGGCUGCACAAGAACGUGGCGGAACCCAACAAGCUCGCCAACGAAGAUCUCGCUGCGCUGCUGCCGGAGACCGUGCGAGCAAAGAUCUUUCACGAGGCCAACAUUGUCUCGAGCGGUCUUACGCCAGGGAACCAUCCCAAGGCGGUCAUUGCGGGUGCUGCAUCGCCGGCAAGCGGCUCGACCAAGAGAGCGAGAGAGGAAGACAUCGAAGCUGCUUCGACCCCCACGAAGCGAUCCAAAUCGGGCAGCAUCUCGCAAGCUCAACCUCCCACCACCGCUGCUGCUGCGUCGUCUUCCACCGCACCACCACCCGAGUUGCCACGCAACAUCAAACUCGAUCCCAACGUCAGCACCAAGAUCCUCUUCCUGCGGUCGCAACAGGAGACCAUGAUCAAGAACUGGGCGGCUGCCUACUCGAUGGUGGCCAAAGCCGAGGCGGCGGGUGAACCUGCCAAGGCGCCGGGGAUGAACAAGGCGUACCUCGAACAGCUGAAAGCGCAGCUGAUGACGCAGCAGCAGGCGUUGAAGUUGCUCGUGCAGCGCAUUGUCAGCGGUGCGGAGACGGCGCCCAACUUCAACGUGAGCUUGCAGAGUCUGAUCAACAUUGAUAAGGAGGCGCGCGAGAUGGGGGUCAAUCUCGGUGGGCCGAGUGGCGGUGCUGCGAGGCCGGGUCGGAGUGGGAGUCUGACGGGUAGUCAACCGCCUGCUCUACCCUUGCAGUCGGCUCCCAAACCCGACCCAACUCCAUCUGUCGACAACACCACCACUGCAGCACCAUCAUCGCCAACGCGCCCGAAACCUUUCUGGCGCGGUGCCCUCACCUGGUCCGUCAUCUCCGACCCGACAACAAAACAGAAGCGCGACGUAGCCACGCUGGUCUCCGCCACCUCGAACACCGCUGCGCUCGACCGUCUCCUCCUGCCUUGGCCGGACAAGCUCCAGAUCACCGCCAUCACCCAGCUGAACCCGCGCAACCUCCAGGCAUACGCCCAAUCCCAGAAUGCACCGUACAUCCUCUUCUCCACCCAAGACGCUUCGUCCUCGUCGGAAGGCGGGCCGGUGCUGACCCCGGCUACGGCCGAGAAGAACAAACAGAUGUACGCGAGCCUGGCGAGCAGUUUGGAUGCCAAGAAGAGCUGUGCGUUUGUGCGACAUGGUGGGAACGCAGGGGCCGGGCUGGUGCUUUUUGCGACGAAUCAGGCGACGAGCAGUGCGGAGAGGAAGGGGACGGUGGCGGGCGGUGGGGUGAAGCUGAUUGGGGUGGUGUUGAAGGACUCGAUUCCGUUCAGUCGGUUGUUGAGCGUGCAGAAUGGGGCACAGCCGCAACAGCAGCCGGGGAAGACGGAGGAGAGUGGGAGAUCGAGGGGCGCAAGUGCGAGUGGGAGCGCGUUGCAAGAGGCGAGUCAGACGCAGGCUGCACCAGCUACGGCUCAGCCGAACGCACAGCAGAGUACGGGCAUGGGGCUGGGUUCGUCCAUGCCGUUCAACCUGAGCGCGCUCAAUGCUGCGGGUAACGUGCCUGUCGCCAGUCUCAAUACAGGGUUGGGAGCAGGGAUGAACCUCGGCUCGCUCGCGGUGAACAACGGCAACACCUCCCAGCCUCAAGCGCAACCACCGCCGGCGGCAGGAGUCGAUAUGUCGAGCCUGGGCAACCUCGGCAACCUGGCGAACUUCAACAUGGCCAACUUUGGUCAGCAGCAGCCGGAUUUUGGCGGGAACAACAUGAGCGCUCCGAUGGGUCAGCCGAACCUCGCUGCGUUGGCCCAGCUGUUGGGCAUCGGUGGUCAGAAUGCCCAGCAACAGCAGGGACAGCCGCAGCAGCAAUCGUUCGGACAGGCCAUGCCGCAGAUGUUUGGACAGAUGCCGAUGCAACAACAGCAGCAGCAACAGGGACAGGGACAGGGGCAGAUGUUUGGUGCGUUCAAUCCAACCGCUCAGCCGCAACAACAGCAGCCGCAGGGCGCGGCAGGCGCAAGUGGAGAUGGCGGAGGCGGUGGAGGUGCGAUGGACUUCUCCAAGCCCAUGACGAUGGAUCAGCUGCGUGCGCUCGGGUUCUUAUCGUAA
This is a messenger RNA of Kalmanozyma brasiliensis GHG001, 2868 nucleotides long. RefSeq lists its product as uncharacterized. The transcript has a single exon. Gene Ontology annotation, cellular component: mediator complex. Bases 1 to 2868 code for a protein of 955 amino acids. The record is from RefSeq and is a predicted model, not a curated record. Lineage: Eukaryota; Fungi; Basidiomycota; Ustilaginomycetes; Ustilaginales. Gene Ontology annotation, molecular function: transcription coactivator activity. Gene Ontology annotation, biological process: regulation of transcription by RNA polymerase II.